Bufo bufo (common toad) is the source of this 1470-nucleotide messenger RNA. Its product is annotated as oocyte zinc finger protein XlCOF7.1-like. Lineage: Eukaryota; Metazoa; Chordata; Amphibia; Anura; Bufonidae. Gene Ontology annotation, molecular function: DNA-binding transcription repressor activity, RNA polymerase II-specific. The transcript has 7 exons. Gene Ontology annotation, biological process: negative regulation of transcription by RNA polymerase II. The record is from RefSeq and is a predicted model, not a curated record. Bases 154 to 1350 code for a protein of 398 amino acids.
CCCACGUGAGCUGGAACCUCUUGGGGAGUCAGCGAAUGUCUCCAGGGAUUAACCAUUUCCUCUCCUCAGGUCCAGGUCCCUGCAGUGUAGGUUCCUCUCCAUUCACGUUCCUUUUAUAAGAUAAUUGUCCCUCUCCUGACUGACCACUCGAGGAUGGACACGAGUCGCCGGAGUCACAAAAUGGCCGAGCAGAUAUUAAACCUCACCCUGGAGAUCAUCUACCUGCUGACUGGAGAGGAUUACUUGGUGGUGAAGAAAACAAGUGAGUGUAUGGCACCCAGCCCGCAUCCCGUUGUGUCCGGAGGGUGGAAGGAGAACAGAAGCCCCAACAUGGUGCCUCCUCCUCCAUCACUAAUACAUGAGAGGCACAAGGAGCAGAAGAUCCUAGAGCUCACCAACAAGAUCAUCCAGAUGCUGAGCGGAGAGGUCCCUGUCAGGUGCCAGGACGUCACUGUCUACCUCUCCAUGGAGGAGUGGGAGUAUUUAGAAGGACACAAGGAUCAGUACAAGGACGUCCUGAUGGAGGACCACCAGCCCCUCACAGCACAGGAAGGAUCCGGUAAGAGUCGCUCACCAGAGAAGUGUCCCUGUCCCCUGUAUCCUCAGGAUGGUCCGGGGGGGAAUCCCAGGGUCCCAGGAAAUCAGCAGAUGGACGACCUGAUCAUUGUCAAAGUGGAGGAGACAGAGGGAGACGAGGAGUAUUAUGAGGCUGAUCUCCAGUAUAAGGAGGAGGAAACUCCCACCAGUAUCGGCACAGCAGGCGCCCCCCUGAGCCUCGGGUGCAGUUCUCUCCCAUUAUUUUCAGAUUCUGAAGCGAACCUUAACAUAGCACCGGAUAUUUACGGACAGACCUUCAUUACCAUAAGCAUUCCUUCCAUCAUCCACAGCGGGGAUCUGUUACCUGCUCCCGCUACCCUCAUCCAGCCUCCAUCUGAUCAGUCACAGGUUCCACCUCUGCUUCCCAGGCCCGAAGGUAAGAAUCAGAAGAACAAUCCAAAAAACAAAGGGCGAUUUCCAUGCGCAGAAUGCGGCAAAAGUUUUGCGAUGAGAUCAAACUUUGUGGAACAUCUGAAGGUUCACACAGCGGAGAAGCCGCUUCCGUGCACCACGUGCGGGAAACGCUUCAAACGGAAGUCGGAUCUGGUCAGGCACCAGAAAACUCACACCGGGGAGAAACCCUUCUUAUGUACAGAAUGCGGGAGAUGUUUCGCCAUAAAAUCGAAUCUUCUGGCGCAUCAGACAAUCCACGCGGGGGAGCGUCCGUUCCCGUGUCUUGUGUGCGGGAAACGCUUUAACCGGAGAAGAAGUCUUGUUCGACAUCAGAGAAUUCACACAAGAGAGAAGUCCUAGUCAUGUCCACCGCGUGAGAAGCGUCAUCCAGAACCUGCCUCAGGCGGAUUGCGGGAUUUCCAUCUUCAGAAUGUACUUUUUGUAUAAAUUUGUAUAAUUAAAUCAAAUCUUAUGUAUUAG